Messenger RNA from Hibiscus syriacus, 1493 nucleotides. Its product is annotated as F-box protein At5g07610-like. NCBI's taxonomy places the organism in Eukaryota, Viridiplantae, Streptophyta, Magnoliopsida, Malvales, Malvaceae. Gene Ontology annotation, molecular function: protein binding. The coding region runs from base 67 to 1260 and encodes 397 amino acids. The record is from RefSeq and is a predicted model, not a curated record. The transcript has a single exon.
GCUGUUAGAGUGGCGGACUACAAAAUUCCCAAAUCUCCAAAUCUCGAAGAAUUAGGGUUUGCGAGCAUGAAGAAACCCCAACCCUCGUCCUCAAUUUAUUCUUCUUCGGCAGAAACCAUAGCCCACAAUCAGGACCUCCUCACCGAAAUCCUCAUAAGAAUCCCUUCAAAACAUCUCCUCAAACUUAAACUCAUCUCAAAACAAUGGUGUUCCCUCAUCUCCAGCCUCCAAUUCUCUCAUUACCACUCCCUUCACCACCAAAACCGAGGCUUUCUGACCCCAACAGCUCUCUUCCUAGGCAUCGGAAACUAUUACCGACCACCCUUUGAAUUACCCGCCCUUCCCUUAAACCCUGAAACCAGAGUUCCCCUCUUGGAUUUCAUUGCCGACCCACACUUCAAGAUCCUCCAAUCAUGCAAUGGCUUGCUCUUGGGUCAUUUCUAUUACAAUAUCAAUGAAGGGUUGAGGUAUUUCAUCUGUAAUCCUACUACCCGUAAGUUCAAAAUGAUAUCUUUGCCUGUUUCACAAUUGGGUUCUUUGCGUGCCGUUAAUUUAGCAUUUGAUCCUGUUAAAUCACCUUAUUAUAAGAUCAUUUGCGUGAGGAAAUUGCUUUCUACAAAUAAAAGGUUUGGUCUGUAUAUAUAUUCAUCCAAGUCUGAUGAAUGGGAUUCUUCUUGGAUUAGCUUUCGAGCCAACGAGUACAUAAGGUUUGACCAUGGAGUUUUCUUUAAUGGGAUAUUUCAUUGGAAUAGUAAUGGUCGGAAUUCUUUGCGGUUUGAUUUGGAGAAUAAAGUGUUAAAGAAAAUGCCAAUGUUGGCUCCUAUGUUUCAAGCUCCCGAAUCAUCAGAGGACGAAGAUAGUCGAUAUUUCGGGGAGUCUCGGGGCCAUUUGCAUCUUGGAGUUACAUAUAUGCCACUUUGUUUUAAAUUUAACAUCUUUGAGAUGGCGGCUGAUUAUUCCCAUUGGUUCCAUAAAUACUGUCUGAACCUGGAUGAUACAAUGAAAGCUUUCCCUGACUUGAGGUUUCCUGUUGUGGAUAUCUAUUAUGGAUUCCAUGUUUUAUCUGUUAUCCGAUCCGAAGGUGAAGAGUCUAAAGUUGUGAUUCUUGUGGAUUAUAAAGCAAUUUGUUAUGACCUAAAGGAUGGAAUUUUGUUAAAUGUACAUGAGCUGAAGCAGUGUGCUGAGACUCUCAAUCGUUGUCCAUUGAACUAUAUUGGGAUUCAAGUCUAUCAAUAUUUUGAGACCCUCUCUUGUGUUUGAGGGUCCUAACACUCUUUAACUUAAACUAGAAAUCUGGCUUGAUCGGAUGGGAACCACAUUUCUCAGGUCUUAUUUAGUAAAUAAUCUACUUAUUAUGUUGUAUGCUUACCAUUGUGCCUGCAUAAACUUUUCUGCAGUUAUAGGAGUUUGGGCUAUAGCAUGCUCAUAACCGAGGAAUUUUUACCUGUAUCAAGUGAAAUUAGCAAUCUAGUUUGCCUGUUCAUUUUUACUAA